UGGAGUCUCUUUUUUUUUUCUGCCCGAGAGAAGGGGGAAAAAAAGACAUCGAGAUCCCCACGGAAUCUGCUCCGGCGAUCAAAUUUUCAUCCUCACUUCCCUGUGCCUGACGAUAUGGAGUAUUUCAUGGGAUCAAAAUUCAGAGACACAUGGCAGAAAUGCGACAGAGUUUUCGUCAUCCUCUGACCACUCUUUUCUCUUCUUCUUUUCACUCAUUCUCGUGCGUUUCCCGGCCCGAGCAACCUGCCAGCUCACACCCAUUGGAUGUUCGAUGGGACUCUCGUCUGUCCGUUUCAAUGCACAAACGCUCGCGGGCGGACCACAACCCGCGCGCCGCUGCAUCGCACUACUGUACUCCGUACCCCUCCCUUUCUUCCUUUCCAUCUGUAUGCACUCCGUACGGCUGCGUUCCUCUCCAUCAUUUCCCUCUCACAGACUGUCACUCUCAUUCUGGAACCCCCGGAGCGUGUAUCCCUGCCUGCUCGAUAUUAAUAGCGCUGCUUUUGAUAUACCCGCUCAAAGUGCCGGCCGUUCUCCCAUUCUCAUUCCCAUCCCAUCUCUGAUUCAGUACCGACCUUGUCCGGCGUGUCGUCUCUAGCGUGACGAUACUCCAUGGUCCAUACUCCGUACCCAGAGGAGAGGACCACUACCGCAGAUGCCAACCUGCGGCCUGCUCUGCCUUACCUUAUCAUCUCCAAGCAACUUGUCUUUCCAACCCCAGCUUCAUCCCCCAUGUCAGGCCAUACCAAAAGCCCCAUAUCGCC
Messenger RNA from Colletotrichum acutatum, 764 nucleotides. RefSeq lists its product as uncharacterized. The transcript has a single exon. NCBI's taxonomy places the organism in Eukaryota, Fungi, Ascomycota, Sordariomycetes, Glomerellales, Glomerellaceae. The record is from RefSeq and is a predicted model, not a curated record. Bases 150 to 563 code for a protein of 137 amino acids.